AUGAAUACAAAAAACAAUACAGUUGUAGCAAUUAAAGUUAUAAGUUUUCAAUAAUUAAUCACUCCAAUUUCUAAAAGUUUACUAAAAAAUGAAAUUCAUGUAUUGAGCUUGAUUGAUCAUUUUAAUAUAAUGAAAAUUUAUGAUACAUUUGAAACCUAAAAUAAUAGAUAUUUGAUUUGUGAAUAUUGUAAUGAAGGUGAUUUGGCUGAAAUUUUAGAAUCAACAAAAUUCACAGAAACAUAAUCUUUAGAAGUAUUCUCAUAAAUUGCAUAGGGAAUUAAAGCAUUACAUGAUAAAAGUAACACCUUUAUGGUAAAUUUAUUAGAAAUAAUACAUAGAGAUAUUAAGCCAGCCAAUAUAUUGAAAUCUAAUGGUUACUAUAAAUUAGCUGAUUUUGGUUUUGCAGUCAUUGAGAACUAAUACGAGAGCAUCAUAAAGAAAUUCAAUGUAGGCACUCCAAUGUAUAUGGCUCCUGAAACAGUGUAAAAUAAUGUAUAUUCAGAAAAAUCAGAUAUAUGGGCUUUAGGAAUAGUAUUAUUUUAAAUGAUAUAUCAUGAAUUACCUUAGUUUUCUAAAUAAGAACAUGAUUUAAACAAGAAACAUUAAUUUUUAAUCAAUAAAAUAAAAAAUGACACAGAAACGUCUCUUAAGACUAAAGAAUUAAUGCUUAAUAUGCUUAAUUUUGAUCCAGAAAAACGAAUCUCCAUAAAUGAAGUUAUUGCAAAUAUGUCAAUACAAUCUAAAAAAAUAUAAACUCAUUAACAUCAAAGCAUUUCAUGUAGAUCAAUUAAAACUAGUACUAUAUCUCAAGAAUUAUAAUAAUCAAGAUAAUAAUUAAAUGAAUAAAUAUCAAAUAAUUAAAUAUUUUAAACUUAAUCAGAAGAUCCAAUUGAAAAUUAACUUAAGCAGCCAUAAAUGUAUAAGUCAUAAGAAUUGAAUGUCUUAUAGAAUGUGGAUACAAAAAAAGUUAUAAAAAUAAAUUAAAUUGCUGAUCUUUUAGAUGUUAAAGAAAAACUUUAUGAUUUAACCAAUUAAAACUCAUUAAAUUAGAAUCCAAUUCAAGAAUAAGUAAUAAAAGUUUCUUAUACAGAAAAAAUAGACAAAAUUCAAAAACAGUUUCAAUAAUCACCUAUCAAAUUUUAAUCAAUUGAAUCCAAACUUAAAACAUAAAAAUCUUUUGAAUUAUUAGAAAUUUCAAAUCAAGAAAAAGAAAAGAUAUCUCCAAUUAUCAAUAAACCUAUUAUUAUAUAACAUGAAUUCAAUAAUUUACAAAAUACUAUUACUAAAAAUGGUCAUUCUGGAGAAGAAAGUGAAUGUAUUUAACAUAGUAAUUAGAAUACCACCAAUGACACCAUAAAACAUAAUUAAUUUUCAAAUUGUUAAUAAAUUUUAUCAGAAAAACAAUAAACACUAAAUAUUUAAUAAAAUUUAUCAAAACCAUCAUAUUCUAUUCAAAACAACAAUUCUAUCUAAUAAAAGAAAUCACCUGUUAGAAUUGUUCAAUCAUAAUAACAUAUUAUCACUCCACCUUUUAAAUCUUCUGGUGUUAGUUUAUCAAGAAAUUCUUAAGAUAAUAAAAAAAAUUAUUUUUUUCAAACAAAUACAUCUUAAUAAUUGAAUUAAUAUGCAUCUUAGACAAAAUAAAUCUCAAAUGUAAUAACUGAGAAAUUCACAAGUGAUUUUACUUGCAAUUAUUAAGAUGAUAAAGUGGAAUCAUUAUCUGCAACAAUAAGACCUACUUAUAAAUUUUUAUAUUUCUUAAACAAUGUUAUUAAAUAAUUUGAUUGCAUUAAUACAGAAGAUAAAUAAAAAUGCUAUUUUUUAAUUAGAAAACUAAUAGGAAUUAAAGCUACUUAUAUUUAGAAUUAUUGUCCAUCUAUUAAAUAAGAAAUAAUUAAAAGUUGGAUCGAUAGUUUCUUAAAUUUUUAUUCUAAAGUUGAAUCUGUAUUUUAUAUAUCUCCUGAUAAAUAAUUUGAGUAAUUUUUCAAUAAAGAUUUAUCUGAAUUUACACUCAGUUUCUCUUAAUUAUUAUUACAUUAUUUGAGAAGAAUCAAUAUAAUUAAAUUACAAAAAGAGUUCCAAAUAAUAUCAGAAAUAUUAAUAGAAAAUCAAAAAUAGUAUAAUGAUCCUAUUUUAUUUGCCAGAAGAUGGGAAAACGAUUAACUUUGA
This is a messenger RNA of Paramecium pentaurelia, 2169 nucleotides long. The record is from the annotation of a GenBank genome assembly. NCBI's taxonomy places the organism in Eukaryota, Ciliophora, Oligohymenophorea, Peniculida, Parameciidae.